UUAGCCUUCCCACGACUUUGUCAUCUCAAUUUCUCAAACACACAAAAACAAGAGGCCAUGGUGGACCUCAACAGUAGUACUGCCUCCUAUCCCUUGCUCUCCUUAUCCCUUUGUUUCUUCAUCAUCAUCAUCAUCUUCAGAUUCCUUUCCAAUUCUGAAUCAUCUCCGUCCAAAACCCCAUGCCCACAAUCAUACCCCAUCAUCGGAAACCUACCAGGUUUCCUCCGCAACCGCCAUCGCUUCCACGACUGGGUCGCCGACAUGCUCUCCCAAACCCCAUCAUCCACUCUCCGAGUCCGCACCUUCCUCGACCUCUCCCAUGGCGUCUGCACUGCCAACCCCACCAAUGUCGAGCACUUCCUCCACUCCAACUUCCAAAACUACAUCAAAGGCUCUCGCUUCCACGACGUCCUCUCCGAGCUCCUCGGCAACGGCAUCUUCAACGUCGACGCCCAUCUCUGGACUCUCCAGCGCAAGAUCGCAAGCCACGAAUUCAACACCAAGUCUCUCAAACACUUCAUCUCCGAAACCGUCACGUCCGAGAUCUCGAACCGCCUCGUCCCUUACCUGUCCGCCGCGUGCGAUGAGAACAAAGUCGUCGAUCUUCAAGACGUGUUGCAAAGAUUUGGCUUCGAUAACAUAUGCCACGUUGCAUUUGGCGUGAACCCCGCGUGCUUGGUCUCCGACAACAUGUGCCAAAACACGCCGAGCUCCAACUUUGCAAAAGCUUUUGAUGAUGCUGUGGAGAUUAGCUCAUCAAGGUUUUUGUCACCACUGCCUCUACUCUGGAAGUUGAAAAGAUUUCUCAAUAUGGGCUCGGAAAAAAGAUACAAGGAAGCCGUAGAAGUGAUCAGCCACUACGCCAUAGAUAUCAUCCGCUCCAAAGAACAAGAACAAGAACAAGAAGAAUCAGAAGAUCAUGAUCAGGGUUGUGAAAAACCACGUAAAAAUCAAGACUUGUUGUCAAGAUUCAUGUUCUCGAGCUUGAACAUAGAGUUCCAAGAUCAAGAACAAAAGAGAAAGUUCUUGAGAGACAUAGUCAUUAGCUUCAUACUUGCUGGGAGAGACUCAACGUCCACGGCCAUGACAUGGUUCUUCUGGUUGAUAUCUGGGCACCCUCGGUGCGCGCGUUUGAUACACGAGGAGUUGUUGGCGACGGCGCCAGCAAAACAGCCGCGAAUUUUCAGCUACGAUGAGCUGAAGAAGCUCCAUUACCUACAUGCAGCUCUAUCGGAGUCCAUGCGGUUGUUCCCACCCGUACCGAUCAAUUCCAGAUUAACGGUAGCUGAUGACGUUUUUCCUGAUGGGACUCGCGUGGGGAAGGGGUGGUUUGCCGAUUACUCGGCUUAUGCGAUGGGGAGGAUGGAGAGGGUGUGGGGAGAGGAUUGUAGGGAGUUUAGGCCCGAGAGGUGGUUGGAUGAUGAUGGGGCUUUUCAGCCGUCGGAUCAGAACCGGUACCCGGUGUUCCAUUGUGGGCCCAGGAUUUGUUUGGGGAAGGAGAUGGCUUAUUUGCAGAUGAAGUCGGUGGCGGCGGCGGUGAUGUAUGAGUUUGAUGUUGUAGCCGUUGAUGGCGGUGCAACUGCAGAGAAGAUGAUGAACCCGCCUUACACACUAUCGCUACUACUUAAGAUGAGGGGUGGAUUGCCUGUUAGACUGAGGAGACAACUACACACGCGGUAGGUAGGAUGCCACGUGGCAGAUGAUGAUACCUUAAAAGUAUUGUGUGAAUCAGUGUGAGACCUUAUUUUGUCGAGGGUAAUGUUACAUCAACUUUAUGACAAUCUCCAUAGGGUGUGAGAUUUAUGUAUGUGAAUUUUAUAAA
Molecule: messenger RNA, 1822 nt
Organism: Alnus glutinosa
Lineage: Eukaryota; Viridiplantae; Streptophyta; Magnoliopsida; Fagales; Betulaceae
Product: cytochrome P450 94A1-like
Exons: 1
Coding region: 58-1680 (540 amino acids)
Molecular function (GO): monooxygenase activity; heme binding; iron ion binding
Source: RefSeq, a predicted model, not a curated record